GUUAUAUUUUGUACUGUCAUAUGACAAAACAUUUAUUGAUUUUUAUGUAAUUUAUUUUUUAUACUGUUCACUUGAUUAAUGAGCCUUACACGAUUUCGAAAAGCUUGAAUUCGGCCAGUGAAAAAUGUACAACGCAUCCGGUAUAUUAAGGAACAUCGAUUAUAGCUAUGUGAUGCUGAUAGUAACCCAGCUGGUCGAGGUGAGGUUCAAAAUGUGUUCGGGCAUUGCCGUCACUACCAACCUGGCGAUAACGGCGGCCCAUUGUUUCAUAGAAAGCGAUGUCGACAAGCACGCGUUCUCGCCGCACAAGGUGAAGAUGAGCUCGCUGGACAAGGAAGGCAAGUUCGUCACUUACAACGUGGCCAGGGCGUUCUUCAACCCCAUGUACAAACCUUUCAGGGAAAACGACAUCGCCGGACUGCAGGUGUUUGGCGAGUUUCACGUCAACGUGCCGCGCCUCCCCAGCAAAAAGUUUCAAGGCGAUUUGUCCUGCAUUAUUGUCGGAUACGGAGCCCACCUGAAAUCGUACAGCGAACAGAUCAUGCUCUCCUACCUAGUGGUGAAGCCGCUGACCGACGUCAACUGCAGGUCUAUCAACCAGUAUGAAAACGACCUCAUCUGCGUGAUCAUAGAGACGAACCAGAGUCCAUGCCACGGUGACUCCGGGGGGCCUCUUAUCUGCAAUGGUGUCGUCGUAGGCUUGCUCUCCCGAGGGCUGAUAUGGGGAUACGAAGGAUGCGGGAACGCCGUUUACAGCGUACUCUUCUACGAAGAUCUUUUUAUACACUUGAACUGGAUAAAAAGCCUUGAUGUCUUUUCCGGGGAGAUGCUUACGAACGGCGUCGACUCACCUUCAGUUUUUCACACGCCUUCGUUUAUUUUCGCUUUUCUGGCUGGCAUUAGUCACUUGCAUUUCUUCGAAGAAGAGGAUGCUGUAGAGAGGCUUCCCGCAUCCAACCUCGCCCCAAACGAGUCCCCUGGAAAGGACGCCCACCACCGUCCCGGAGCAGAUGAGAGGACCGCCCGAAUCGCCGUGGCAAGGGCCGAGGCCGUCCCCGAGUGGCACGCAGAUCAACGACGUCUUGUAAUUCUGCAGGCUCUUACAUGGGUGGAAGUAGACGCCGGUCACCUCGUGAUCCCUGAAAUCGCCUUCGCGGAGAAACGAGCUGAGCAGCACUUUGUCCGUCGAGAAGCUGACCGCGUUCUUGUCGCUCUCGAGGAAGCAAUGCGCUGCAGUUACGGCCAAGUUGAUUUCAAUCGCGACGGCCGUGCAUUCUUUAUAUGUUAUUUAUUUGUUACUUGUAAGAUUUUAUUUGGAAAAUUUUAUACAGAUAUGCAUCUUGGAGAGGUGGUCGAAGACGGUCUAGCGCUUCAGUUCGUAUUGUUGAUAUUAACUUUGAUAGACGACGAUGGAACGAAUAAGAGGUGCACGGGUGUAGCCAUCAAGGAGGACGUCGUGUUGUCUUGUGCCCAUUGUUUCACUGGCAUUGACGGGCGUUACGUCGAUCAUCGCGACGUCUCGCUCGCUCGGCAAGUAAAACUGAAUACUUUCAAAAUCAGCAAAACUAAGGAAAUCAUAUUCCACCCAGGCUUCGGUCAUCAGGACAAGAACGACAUAGCGCUGGUGAGGGCGGAUGCGAAUUUUACUAAUUACUUCAGGAAUCUGGGCGGUGGCGUCCACGACGUGAAGACAUGCGAAAUUUUCCUCUUCGGGAUGUACGACAAAGACCGUAAAUCGCCGAUCAUCCUCCACAAGGGCAUCAUCCGUCCAGUUUCUGGUAGUGGUUGCGGUAAACUAUCCGUGCACUUCUGCUCUUUUAUGUCCGGCACAGUGGUGCCUUGCAGCGGCGACUCCGGGGGACCCUUGAUCUGCGCGAAUCGAUUAAUAGGAAUCCUAUCGAGGCUGGUUUUCGAGGGUGUUGACGAAUGCGGCAUUUCUAAAAAAGGGAUAGUCAUCUUUGAAAGCUUGGCCGAUCAUAAGGAGUGGUUGUCGAAAGCUCAAAUUUACGUCAUGCCGGAUUUGCACAGUACAGCACAGAGCUCUGGCGGUUCAUCACAAUUCGUUUACCUCGUCAUCACGAUCGUCUUCACCAUCAACUUAUUCAAAAAUUUUCUACCCAAUUUUUAUAAAAUACACUAAA
This is a messenger RNA of Cimex lectularius (bed bug), 2141 nucleotides long. RefSeq lists its product as uncharacterized. The record is from RefSeq and is a predicted model, not a curated record. The transcript has 4 exons. Gene Ontology annotation, biological process: proteolysis. Gene Ontology annotation, molecular function: serine-type endopeptidase activity. The coding region runs from base 125 to 2140 and encodes 671 amino acids. NCBI's taxonomy places the organism in Eukaryota, Metazoa, Arthropoda, Insecta, Hemiptera, Cimicidae.